Aspergillus puulaauensis is the source of this 1524-nucleotide messenger RNA. Its product is annotated as PP2C family serine/threonine-protein phosphatase. NCBI's taxonomy places the organism in Eukaryota, Fungi, Ascomycota, Eurotiomycetes, Eurotiales, Aspergillaceae. Gene Ontology annotation, molecular function: protein serine/threonine phosphatase activity. The transcript has a single exon. The coding region runs from base 1 to 1524 and encodes 507 amino acids. Gene Ontology annotation, biological process: protein dephosphorylation. The record is from RefSeq and is a predicted model, not a curated record.
AUGCUAUCACCAAAAAUAAUCCGGGCGCGACUGCCUCGCACCAGGGGAAUAACAAUACCGCUCUUACGGCCGCAAGCCAGGAACUCCUCCUACUCAACAAAUGGUUCUUCGUCAUCAUCCAACUCUCUACGGAGAAGCGUGACAAUUAUCGGUUUAGCGGGUGUAAGUACGCCAUUUCUUUGGUGGCUUAUGUCCGGCACCCAGGUCCAGCCUGGUGGUAACGACAAAGUGCCAUAUCUAGAAGAAGGUGCACUACCUGAACAAGGACAUCUGGGCAAUGAAUACGACCCCAGGAGCAGCCUUUCCAAGAAACAAGUGACCAGGCUCAUCUCACAAGAUGCAUACUCGUUUCUGGUCAAGGAUGUUGCUGGUGUGAAUCGGUAUGAUGGUGCCCAGGUAGCUUCGAAUAGUCCCUGCGAAGAUCGGUAUGCGCAUGGGAAGAUUCCCUCGCCGUUAUCGUUAGGCAAUUACGAUGAUGGCGGUGGUGGGAAUCAGCAGUGGAUGGCGUGGGCAGUUUUCGAUGGCCAUUUAGGCUGGCAGACUGCAGAUUUGUUGGAGAGGAAACUCUUGCCUUUUGUGCGGCGCAGGCUGGAGCGAGCUCAGUUGGCCUCUGGUGUAGGGUCUAAUGAAGCUGUCCAGGAGGCUGUUAAGCAGGGAUUCACGGACCUCGAUACAUCUAUCUUUGGGACAGCUCUGGAAACGACUCGGAGCAGUGGGGUUCCUCUACAAGAGAAGGUGGAGAGACUUCUUCCUGCUUAUGCGGGCUCGUGUGCUUUACUAUCACUGUACGACCCAGUCACGAGGAACGUGCAUGUUGCAUGCACUGGGGAUUCGAGAGCGGUUCUCGCACAACAGUUGCCAGAUGGCAGUUGGGAGGCGAUACCGUUGUCGAUUGAUCAGACUGGCAGUAACGAAGAAGAAACCGCCAGGAUCUCCAGGGAACACCCUGGCGAGGAAGGCAUUGUCAAAAAUGGACGGGUGUUGGGGAUGAUGGUCUCACGGGCCUUUGGAGAUGGACAGUGGAAGUGGCCGUUGGAAGUACAGCAGGAUAUGAAACGCAGAUUCCAUGGUCCAGAACCCUUGACGCCGAAGUACGAUGUCCGCACGCCGCCAUACCUGACCGCUGAGCCGGUCGUGACAAGUACGAGGAUUGAUCCCAGCAGGGCCUCGUUUUUGAUCAUGGCAACGGAUGGACUGUGGGAUAUGCUCUCCAGUCAACAGGCUGUUGACCUUGUGGGAAAGUGGCUGAUAUCGUCACGGAGAGAAGACGAUCAUACCUACGGACAAUUUGACUUUGGGCACUUUCGGAAUGGCGUAAACUGGCAAUUUGUCGAGGAGAGAGCAACAGUGCAGGAUGACAAUGCCGCUGCCCAUCUGGUCCGCAAUUCACUGGGAGGGAAUCAUCACGAGUUGAUCUCGGGCCGGCUUGCCUUUACUCCCCCACACUCACGGCGUCUAAGGGAUGAUAUGACGGUGCAGGUUAUUUUCUUUGAUGGCACAGAUCCGAAGAAGAGAAACGGUUGA